Molecule: messenger RNA, 1099 nt
Organism: Durusdinium trenchii
Lineage: Eukaryota; Dinophyceae; Suessiales; Symbiodiniaceae
Source: the annotation of a GenBank genome assembly
GCUCGAGCUCUAAUUUCUUGACAAUAGUGUUAGAGCGCAGAGCGCACAAAGUGCUCAUAGCUUGCCUCACGCUUGCGUCACUCCAAUCCUUUGCCAUGACCACACUCUUUGCCUGGUUCCUGGCUCUUUGCUUGGCUCAUGGGGCAAUUGCGGAUGAGAACAUUCCGGAGGCACUUGAUGCUGAUGAUCAGUGCACUUUGCCGGGCUGCGCAGUGAAUGCGCUUCAGCUCCAUGUGAGGGGCCCUGUGGAGCCUGUGGGGCUGCUGUCCCUGAAUGCGACAGAGGAGGAGCUGAUGGAAUGGCACCAAGACUACUAUGGACACAAGCCGCGCGCGGACAUUUCGGUCGCCAACUACAAGAGCCUCAUGCAAAACAUCAGCGUUCAGCAGAAGGCGAUCUUGGCUCUUUGGAAUAGAAGUGUGAAGCUCGAAGAAGAAGUUCAUGCAUUGGUGCAGCAGGUCCAGCACGAUUCAGGACUAAAGGUUGCAGAUUACAUAGCGCUUGUGGAAGAUGCUGAUAUGCCCUCACGAGAGCAAGCCCAAGAGAAUCAGCCAAGAGAAGCCCACGUAAAAAAGUGGAUAAGCUACAUGGAUCAGGAGAUGGGUGCCGUUUUCAGGAAGUUGAACUCGAAUGGCCAACAGGUAGCUGCCGCCGGAACUCUGAUGAGCAAGAAUCCGAUUCCACUGAAGCUGCAGAAGCAAACAAUGGACUCUUUGCUUCAGACGGAUCCUACAAUGCCAGGAGAUCACAUCGGCAUAGGCGAUGAGCUUUGGAGAAGUGUCAUGGAGAUCAUCACCAAUAUCCACACAGCCAACAAGUCAGCCAACGACCUCAAGGAUCACAUCCAAAAGGUCAAUAAGAUGAUUGUUGACUUCAACGAAGGAAAGCUGAUUCCCAAUGAGGGCAUGGAUGGCACUGGCAAGUGACAUCUUGCGGUGUAGAAACUGCAGUUUUCGCUUCACCUGCCAAGACUCGAAGCCAGAGUGAUCAAGUCAGGAUAACCUGUCAAUGGAAUGGGCAUUCCUGGAAGUUGGUCAAGGGUUGGAGGCUAGAACAACAUAGUCUCGAGAAGCAAAAAGAGAGUGAAAACAGUUUUGAG